AUGUCCCGAGCACGUCUUCUCUUCAGUCGCACGUUCUUCAACUCGUCAUACCGAUCCGUCCGCCAAAACUUCUUUUCCUCCAGCUACCAUGCACAUCACAAUCUUCCCCUCCCCCUCCAAUCGCGUAUCCGCUGGUCUUACCUCUGGUACGCCAGCAUCCUCGCUUUAGGAAUAACAACCGGCCUCGGUGCCCGCCACUUCGCCGCACCUCUCGGUCUCCCAGAGCCUGGUUCACGCGAAGACGAGAUCAUCCUGGAUUCCCUACGUCGCGACAUCGACGCUCUGGAAAUCGUACAGUCGCUACGCUCUCAAUCGUACAACCUACAUACCGACACGGCACUACGGUCAGGGCCGGGAUUGAUGUCUUCGCCGCCGGGAUCGAGUCGGAAGAUAUCAGCGUAUAAAGGGUGGUUAGAGCUAGAUCUUGAUCUGGGGAGAGAAAAUGGAGGGAAGAGAGGUGCACUAGGAGUCAUGAGUGGAACACGGGGAUUGGGUGUGCAAAGAGCAUUUUGGAAUGCGGAGACGAGAGAGAUGGUGGCUGUGGUUUGGAUAGGAGGGGGAUUGGCUGGGUGGCCGGGAGUUGCGCAUGGAGGGGCUAUCGCUACCAUCAUGGAAGAAGUCAUGGCAAGGAUGAUCAGAGGGCCUGAUGGCAUUAACAAGAUCGAGCUAACACGGAAGAUAGAACCAGUCCACCGUCCAGACUCCCUCAGCUUAACCUACGCGAAACCGACAUACAGCCUCGACUUCUACGUCCUCCGUGCUUCUUUCUCGAAACCGGACCUCCCGCAAUCCGAACCGCCGCCUGAGCCUGAAUCGCAACCUACAAAGAGCUGGUUGGGAUGGUUGUCGCCACAAAAGGAUCUUACGAAGAAGACUGAAGCCAAGGGAAAGAAGGAGGAGAUUAUUGCGACGCUGGAGAGUGUAGGUGGGGAUCUUUGUGUCAAAGCGAAGGGCACGUUUAAUGGGAGUAGUCCGGUAUUAUGA
This is a messenger RNA of Alternaria atra, 984 nucleotides long. RefSeq lists its product as uncharacterized. The coding region runs from base 1 to 984 and encodes 327 amino acids. The record is from RefSeq and is a predicted model, not a curated record. Lineage: Eukaryota; Fungi; Ascomycota; Dothideomycetes; Pleosporales; Pleosporaceae. The transcript is spliced from 2 exons.